AUGUUUUGGGAAGAGGAAAAGAAGCUUGGUGAAACUAAAGAGGAAACAAUCGAUUCCUACAUCAGUGCUAAUAACCUGACUGGUAUUUUGGAACUCCCCUAUACGUUGCAGGAAUUAUGGGGAGGAAACAAGAAGUUAAUCGAGUAUUUUUGUCGUGUUGAUGUGCUCACUUGUCUUGCCAACAUUGCUCUCCGACCCAACAUUGAUGUGUCGCAGCCGAUUAAGAGCCAUUAUAAACUUCCUAAUGCUUGCGCGGAAAUUCUUACAGUGCGCAACAAUAAUGAAAUCACUAAUGCUUUUCUUGAAUGUGAAGAUGCUUUGAAAGCUGUUAGGGAGUUUUUCGAUGUCAAACCGCCACCGAAUCACUUGUUGUGCGGGUUCUACAUGAGAAUUGUUCAGCACCUGUUUCAUCGUUCUGUAGACAAGGCUUUGGAAAUACUCUCAUCGUGUGAUUUCAUAUCUCAAUGUGCAGCCCAUUUACGCAUGGGCGCUGUUGCUGAGCUGUUGCAGAAUAUUGUUUGGAUACCUCAAGUUGCUGAAGAUUUUUUGAAGAUCAAGAAGUGGUAUGUUGAUAGCGGACUAUGUAGAAAACUCGUGGAACAACUUGCACCAGACCUACCUGUAUGUGUACACGAAAAUGUUAUGGAAUUAUUUACAAAUCUUGUUAGGAAUACGAGGGAUCAAAUGUAUGCUCUCGAUAUCAAAAGCGACGUUCUGAACGAUGAACUGCAGUCGGAGAGCCUUGUCCAAGAAUUCUUAGACAAAAUGCUCGCGCGCGACGAAAAUGGCAUUAUAUCAACGUCUGUCACGCGGAAUAUAUGCGAGAUGCUCAUAACCCUACUGAAUACAAAUCACAUCCUAUUCCGGCCAAGCCACACUUUAUAUAAGGAGUUUAACGCAGAGAUUCCUUGGGUAGGAGGAAAUCCUUCGGCGGGCAUGGAUGGUGUAGCAAGUGAAAUUGCCAAGGAAGGAGCUGAAAGGCUAUGGUGUCCUGAUUCUGAGAGAACCGUCGAAAAACUUGCAUCUGCUAGAGCUUCGGAAAUGAUUAAACUGAUAAUUGAAGACCUUGAGGUCGGUUUGUUGUUCAACUCCGAUGGUGAAGGCGAAAUUUGGUCAUAUAUUCUUCGCCUAAUAAUAGAACUGUGUGAUACGAAUCACUUGGAAACCCAUGAAACUCUGGUGGAACACUUUGAGAAAAGUGACAUGCGAAAGCUUUUCUCUCUAGUUUGGAGUCAUCCUCGUUGUUCAAUUUUUCAUGGCUUUCUGCAGCGAAUAGUUUCUUUCAUCCUCUUCUCUUCUACUCAAAAUGAAUCUCCUGCUAUUGCUUACUUGUUCAAGGGAUUAAGUCUUCCGGAAAUCAUACGUUCUGGUAUAAACCCAAGAUGUGUUUUAAAAAAGAUAGACUUGUUUUCACUCCGCUCACAUCAUAUCCACUUGGCAUUGGCUGUUGAACAGGCAAUGAAAACUUCCUCUAACGCACGAGCUGUACAGAAAUUUAUAGAGGAGUUUCCCUUUUGGCAAGAAAUCGUAGCUAAGGUUGAUGAAUGGCUAAGCUGGAAUCUGCCAGAUCCUGAAGUAGCUAAUGUUCGUCCGAUGAAUCAGCAUGACACUAUAGAUGAGGCUCUGGAUGAAUUCGAGCGGCAAAUUGUUGGUCCUCAGCAACAUGUUCUGUACGAAUUUAAGACCCAGACGGUUAGUGUGCCGAUGACGGAUGUUUUCGACACUGCACUAGGUGAACUGCAAGUAGAUAUGAAUAUGGAAGAAAAUGACGUGGACGAAAGCGACUUCGAGGCCAUGUGCGGCAUGAAAAAGUCGCCACUGCUAGAUGACUGGCCUCUACAAGAUAAAGCGCGUCAAGCGACCUCGGAUGAUGAUUGGGCAGCAAUGAGAAGGUCAAACGAAAGCACAGCUGACGAUUGGCCCGGAAUGAGUAGUGGAACGAAAGCCGAAGAAAGUUCUGAUUUUCCCGUUCAAUGGGACCAGGCACCCUCCUCCAGCAGUUCCGAAGGUUGGUCUUGUUUUCCACAAGACAACAGCACGCCAAGAAAGGUCGUAAAUGAUGAGGAAUGGGCUGAUUUUUCAACACUGAAGACGGCACCUGGCGUUUCUUCAGACAGUUUUAGUGACUGGCCUGGUGUUGAGAAGGAACAGAGCUCCGACUGGCCGCUCCCAAAAGAGCCUGAUGCCGUAGAUCCCGUUAUGGCGGGCUUCGCUACAGUCGUGCUGAAUUCCUCUUUAGAUGAACGUGUUGUCAAUGAGAGUGAAUGCUAG
This is a messenger RNA of Haemonchus placei, 2271 nucleotides long. The record is from the annotation of a GenBank genome assembly. NCBI's taxonomy places the organism in Eukaryota, Metazoa, Nematoda, Chromadorea, Rhabditida, Trichostrongylidae.